Molecule: messenger RNA, 1917 nt
Organism: Cololabis saira (Pacific saury)
Lineage: Eukaryota; Metazoa; Chordata; Actinopteri; Beloniformes; Belonidae
Product: cytohesin-1-like
Exons: 12
Coding region: 511-1527 (338 amino acids)
Biological process (GO): regulation of ARF protein signal transduction
Molecular function (GO): guanyl-nucleotide exchange factor activity
Source: RefSeq, a predicted model, not a curated record
CAUUUGUCCUCAUUUAGCUGCAGGCGUGCUCCCCUCUUUGCCCCUCCUUUCCCCUCUGCUGGAAUUAGUGCCCGAUGAUUAGAGAAAACGGGGAGGCUGGCGUGAAGGACCACGGGAUUGGGACGGCAAACUCAGCCAGAGCUGGUUUAUUUCUGUGCCGCAGGACUGUAAGAAACUCUCUGUUUUCUAUUAUAACUGGUUUCUAAGUCAAACCUUUGGACCCCAUACCUGGAGUUACAAACACAACUGGAGUCAGACUCAAACCUCAGCUGAAUCUCUUGAGCUGCACUGGUGUUUCUGGGACCUCUUAAGACGGAGGGGGGUGAAGCCACUACACUGACUCAAGUCCUCUCUGUGCCUGAUGACCUCAGCCCAGAGGAGCGACAGGAGCUGGAGAGCAUUCGCCGCAGAAAACAAGAACUACUGCAGGACAUACAAAGGCUGAAGGAUGAGAUAGCAGAGGUGACCACUGAGAUAGACAAUCUGGGCCAGACUGAAGAAAGGAAAAGUAUGCAGAGGAAUAAACAGAUGUCUAUGGGGCGGAAGAAGUUUAACAUGGAUCCCACAAAGGGGAUUCGCUUCUUGAUUGACAGUUCGCUGCUGAAAAACACAAGCGAAAGCAUCGGCCAGUUUCUCUACAAGGGAGAGGGUCUCAACAAAACGGCCAUCGGUGACUACCUGGGCGAGCGAGAUGACUUCAACAUCAAAGUUCUGCACGCCUUCCUGGAGUUGCACGAGUUCUCGGACCUGAACCUGGUUCAGGCUCUCAGGCAGUUCCUGUGGAGCUUCAGGCUGCCCGGGGAGGCCCAGAAGAUCGAUCGCAUGAUGGAGGCGUUCGCCCAGCGAUACUGUCACUGCAAUCCUGGCGUGUUUCAGAGCACGGAUACCUGUUAUGUGCUGUCGUUCGCUGUGAUCAUGUUGAACACGAGUCUACACAACCCUAACGUGAAGGACAAACCCUCGGUUCAGAGAUUCACGGCGAUGAACAGAGGUAUCAACGAUGGAGGCGACCUGCCAGAAGAUCUGCUCCGAAACCUGUACGACAGCAUAAAGAACGAACCCUUCAAGAUCCCGGAGGACGACGGCAACGACCUCACGCACACUUUCUUCAACCCCGACAGAGAAGGCUGGCUCCUAAAACUUGGUGGACGAGUGAAGACCUGGAAGAGACGCUGGUUUAUUCUCACGGAUAACUGCCUGUACUACUUUGAAUACACCACUGAUAAAGAACCCAGAGGGAUUAUCCCACUGGAAAAUCUGAGUAUCCGGGAAGUUGAGGACUCCAAAAAACCAAACUGCUUCGAGCUCUACAUCCCCAACCACAAAGAUCAGGUGAUCAAGGCUUGCAAGACGGAGGCAGACGGGCGCGUUGUCGAGGGAAACCACACGUUUUACAGGAUCUCUGCUCCGACCACAGAGGAGAAAGACGAAUGGAUGAAAAGCAUCAAAGCCGCCAUCAGCAAAGACCCGUUCUACGAGAUGUUGGCUGCCCGGAAGAAGAAAGUGUCCUCCACGAAGGGGAUGUAGAGGAGAAACCGUCCCACCAGCGCAGGCUUGCUGGAGGUGGACCUGUGGAAUUGGACCUGGUUCAGAGGAUCCAGCUGUCACAGAGGCUCCUCUUUCGUUACUCUCUGACCAGAUUUACCUUCAGCCUCACGUUUACUUUCCGUACUGAUGGAGGCAGUCGGAGACUUCUUUCUAGCUCCACAAUCGUGACCUUUGGAAAGCGCCGUCUCUGCAGUACCGGUGACGCUGCGCCCUCCCAUGAAGACUCCCACUCAUGACAAUCUGCUGUAACGACGAGCCGAAGGCCUUUUUCUCACGCAGCGUCCGGUCUGGUGCAGUACGCUGAGCUUCUCCGCACAUUUCUUCAGGAACAAUCAACUCUGCGUUGGUUGGACUUAAAACCACAAGCUG